Eremothecium sinecaudum is the source of this 3291-nucleotide messenger RNA. It is a transcript of the gene HOS4, whose product is annotated as Hos4p. Gene Ontology annotation, molecular function: protein binding. Gene Ontology annotation, biological process: regulation of barbed-end actin filament capping. The transcript has a single exon. Gene Ontology annotation, cellular component: nucleus; cytoplasm. The record is from RefSeq and is a predicted model, not a curated record. Bases 1 to 3291 code for a protein of 1096 amino acids. NCBI's taxonomy places the organism in Eukaryota, Fungi, Ascomycota, Saccharomycetes, Saccharomycetales, Saccharomycetaceae.
AUGUCUGAUCGGGAAAGAAAUAUUUCUUCUGGCCCGCUUAAGAGCAGGUCUUUAAGCAGUUAUUUAUCGAAUGUUGGCGCUAGAAAAAUAGAGCUUAAAAACAUUGCGAAAAGAGAAAAGGAAAACAAGGCUAUUUCCGAAGAUAUUAUAACCGCCUCUGCGGCUCAAUGUCCCGAAGAUGGACGUUAUGGUACAGCAGUUUCUUUGGAAGAUACAGAUAAAAUGAAACCCCACGAUCCGGGAGCUGAGAAUAGUGCGUCAUUAAUAACCUCUGCUGUUGAUAGAAAUAAUGAUCAUGACGGCUAUGAUGCGCCAACUAAGUCUACUGUAACAGAGCAAACGCAGCUAUGUGAACCUAUGAUUCAUACGCGGCGAGAACAAUCUUUUCAUAGGGAUUUACAAAGGCCAGCCGUUUGGGAACAUGCUCCGAAAGACGGCGAAAACAACGAGGAACUUGAAAUAGCGCGGCAUGAAUCUCAUAAACGUCAAAUAACAGAUGCAGUAGAACCAACAGCCCGGGAUAUCGAGCACCCUUUGAAUAAGGAGCCAAGUGGAAUGGAAAACAUGUCCCAGGAACAUAGGCGCACCUCCAUGUCGACUUCAGCGCAGUUAAAAAAACGGAAGAAUGAAUCUGCUAUGCAUGAAGGAGAUGAAAGUCCAGUUAGUGAAUACGAGAGUGAUGCUCCUACAGAGCCAGCUUCUCCUCCCAAACCGAGACUUGGGAGACUAAUAAGAGGAGACCAGUUAGGCUCUCUAUCAAAUACUAGAGGAAAGCUUGCUUCGAAAAACAUACCACAUGACUCGGAUUCAGAGCUAUCUGAUUUAGCUGAUUUAAAUUCCGUACCGAUAUCAAGCAGCGUUUUCAAUGGGGAAUCUUCUCCCGUUAAAACACAUGCGAACAUGAAUUCUUCUCCUAGAAAGUCGUCAGAUCUUGUCAACUCGCAUAAGUCUCAUCAUAAGAAUUUGAAGGGUAAGAAUAAGCACCGAAAACAUGUGGCUGUUACAAAAGUUGUGAAACCUAAGAAGCGUGUUCAUAGAGAUGCGGGAGGUAGAACCAAAUUGCAAAUCGCGUGCGAUAAAGGCAAAUAUGAUGUCGUCAGAAAGUUAAUUGAAGAAGGUUAUGACGUUAAUGAUCAAGAUAAUGCAGGGAAUUCGCCCUUACAUGAGGCCGCAUUAAAUGGACAUUUUGACAUUGUGAAGCUAUUGUUGGACCAUGGCGCAAAUGUAAAUUUACAAUCAUAUGAGAUGUUUAAGGAUACGCCGUUGAUAGAUGCUUCCGCAAAUGGACAUUUAAAAGUUGUAGAGGAACUGUUAAGACGUGGUGCAGAUCCCACUUUAAUUAAUUCAAAGGGCUUAACAGCGUUCGAAUCUAUAGAAGAUGAUUCUGAUCUUGAUGAAGAAGAGAAAAAGAUUGUCAUGAAAAUAAAAUCAUUGUUGCGCAGAGCUGUGCAAAAAAACCGAAAACAUGACGGAGAUUCCAAGGCAUUUAGUCCUCGCUCUAGAGUAAGAGAUGCCCAAUCUGAAGAAGAGGAUACUUCCCAAAACACUAUUAGUUUUAAGGACGAAUUUUACUGGACAGAUAUUUCAUCCAAAGUGGGUAAAGAAAAGUUAUUUCAUGCUUCAAAAGAAGGCAGGCUUGCGUAUGUGGGUGCAUUUUUAGAAAAUGGUGGUAAUGCAGAUUUUAGGUCGUUUAUGGAAAGUGUGAAAUUCGGCCAUGAAGACAUCGCAAGUUUGUUCUUGGCCUUCGGCGCCUCCGUAAAUGGAUACAGCAAAGACGGCAUGACUCCAUUGAUGGCUGCAGUUGGCAGAGGCCAUUUUGGAACAGUAAAGCUCUUAAUUGAGGCAGGAGCAGAUCCUACGAAAUGUGAUAGGAACGGAAGGUCCGUAUUAAGCUAUGCAAAAGAUAGUCCCAUGGGACUCACAGAUGAGAAAGAAAUAUUCUUUCUGAAGGAGGCAAUUAAGAAAAGGAAAGGAUAUGUACCGGAUGAUGAAGGGGAGGGGAACUCUGAUCAUAAUGAAAAAGAAGAAUGCAUUGAAGAUGUAAAACUGAAGGAUGAACCAGAUGUGGUAGGUGACCGUGCAAACGAUUUAGUGACAGCUUCUGGGAAACGUGAUGACUUUCAGGAUAAUGAAAUAAGGCACUUCAAGAGAAUAAAAGCAGAAACCCCUACUACAGAUGAAGAUACCCUUUCAAGCACAACAGAUCGUGUUUGCGCAGAACCGCGGGGUGCCCAUUCUGACCAGGGUGAAGAUGCAGUAUUGAGAAGUCCUCGGAGAAGGGCUGCAUCUCCACUAACAAAAGGAGCAAUGGAAGACUUGGAGAACAGUUCAAAUCAAAGAGAUAAACAUGUCCCACAGUCACCAUCCAGGCUCAAGCGAAGCAUUUCAGUUACCAGUGUAGGUUCAGAUGCAGCAUCAAAAAAGAAUAAACAGGAUGGCACCCCGACACCUACAGUUACCCCACACCACGAAACAGCAGAAGAACGCGACGCUAGGAUCAAGAGCGAGGAGCUGUAUAAGAUAAGAAGAAUGGAAAACAGGCGAAAGAAGGAACAGGAGUUUUUGCAGAAACUUGCCGAUGACGAACGGAAGAGAGAAGAAGAAAGAGAACGCGCUAUUCAGGAGAGAAAGAAGCGUGAACAGGAGGAAGAGCAAAAGCUGCAGCAAAGGGAACGGGAGCUUCGCGACCAAGAAGAGGUGGAAAAAAGAAAGACUAUACGACAAAUGUACCCCUUGGGGUUAAAGCUAGUAGACUUCAUGGUUAAAGAUGACUAUCACCAUUACUUUCCAAUCCUUUACAUUGUACACGAAAAUCAACGUUACGUCUUAGAUACCCAAAUAUCCAUAAUACUUAAGGACCCAAACUUCGCAAAGCAACCCCACACAUCUCUGCCAGUCGCUUCGCAGAACCUUCCACAGCUAUGGAACGUAUACAAGUUCAUUUUCCUUCAUGGAGGUUACGGAGCAAAGACUAAAGUAGACUUCCAACAUCUUUCCUUCGAGAAACAACUCCUCUUGGAAGCACAGGAGUAUAAAAAAUUUACGUUACUUCAACUCCAUUGGGUUCUAUGGGAUGAAAUACAAUGGCCAGGGCCUGUCAUCAAAACUGCCGCAGAGAAUAAUCUGCGAGAGUUAGAACUCUUAGACCUAGAUGCAAUUCCAUCUCCGAAAAACCAAAACUUUCCCUCGCAAGAAGGACAACACUCUAACACACGCACAGUUACAACACCUGCUAGAUUCAGGUGCAGGCCAGCAGUCACCGCCUGGCUUUCUGGUGUAACUCUGUGGUGA